Messenger RNA from Pundamilia nyererei, 635 nucleotides. Its product is annotated as C-C motif chemokine 16-like. Gene Ontology annotation, cellular component: extracellular region. NCBI's taxonomy places the organism in Eukaryota, Metazoa, Chordata, Actinopteri, Cichliformes, Cichlidae. The transcript has 3 exons. Gene Ontology annotation, biological process: immune response. Gene Ontology annotation, molecular function: chemokine activity. Bases 123 to 533 code for a protein of 136 amino acids. The record is from RefSeq and is a predicted model, not a curated record.
UCCACUUUCUUAGAAUUCGUUUCAAUAUGCAGAUGAGAACGAGACUUAAAGCAGGGUGAUCGGACCGAUCAUUCAGACAUCUUCUGAAACAUCAGGAUCAUCAGGUCUACAGUGAAGUCAGCAUGAAGACUCUCAGCCUGACAGUGGGACUGCUGCUCAUGCUGUUCCCCGUUUACCACAGCGAUGCCUCUAAGAAAGUGAAUACUCCUGACUCUUGCUGUUUUCGCUUCUUUGACAAACGGAUCCCAAAGGCGAACAUCGUGUCCAUCGUGAAAACUCACAGACAAUGCCCCACACCAGCAUUUGUGAUCAAGACACCCAGAGGGCUUUUCUGUGUGAAACAGACUGCGGAGUGGGCAAUGGAACAAUUUGUGAAACAAGAGAGAGAGUACAUUCCCCCUGUACCUCAAGAGCCAACUGGGCGUCCCAGCUCUCUUAACACAGAGGGGAGUCACCAUGAAUCAAAGUUAAGUAAUAAUAAAGGAUCAACAGUGACUGAAGAACAUCAAGACAAACUAACAAGUUUUUGUUAGAUCUGCUUGAAAUGACAGGAUGUGUGCUGUAAAACACACAGACAAUCUAAAGUAUAGUGAUUACUCAUCACACAAACAUUUAAAUAGAAAUUAAAAUUUUAA